CGUACCCGAAAGACGAAGCAGGCAUUGGUGUGGCGCGUGUGGUGCACGUUCAGAACGUAUCAGCCAGCCAGCCCGUCCGAACUGGUCUUCGGUGGGUGUCGGACCCUUUUAUAAUCUUGCUUUACUUGCUCCUCCUUGAGCUUGGCUGCUUUUCAGCUACAGACUUACACAGCGAGACUACGCUGACUUGCCAUGGCUGAGGAAGCUCCACACCCACCACCCACGACCGAAGCAGCACCACCUCCCGCAUCAGACGCGCCACCUGCAGCAGACGCUGCUGCUGCACAUCCGCCCGAUGCUGCAGCACAUCCGCCCGAUGCUGCCGCACAUCCGCCCGAUGCUGCCGCACAUCCGCCCGAUGCUGCCGCUGCAGCCGCUCCGGCGGCGGAGGCUGCUGCAGCCGCUCCAGCAGCGGAGGGUGCUGCAGCCGCUCCAGCAGCGGAGGGUGCUGCAGCCGCUCCAGCAGCGGAAGGCGCUGCAGCCGCCCCAGCGGCGGAGGGCGCUGCAGCCGCCCCAGCAGCGGAGGCUGCUCCAGCUGCUCCAGCCGCUCCGGCUGCUCCGGAUGGCACCAAGAGUCCUGUGCAGGAUGCGGCCGAUAUGCUGCGCAGAGUGCGCCAGGAAGAUGGCAUCCACUACCGCCUGCCGGACACCCCAGAUGACUUCGUUAUUCCUGGCGUUUUGACCCCCGAGACCGAAAUCUACAUCUUUGGCUUGUUCUCGCCACAGAUGGCAACCACCGAGCUACAGUUCCGGGAGACCAUGAAGCGGGACAACGUCUCUGUAUCGGUAUUGAUGACACCGGGCAAAGUGUCGCUCCGAACCGUUGAACACAAGGAGGCAAAGGAAGAAACAAGUGGCGAGGCCCCUUUGACUCCGUCCGAAUCCCUUGUCAUUCGAGCCAAGACAUACGCGAACAGCAUGAAGAUAACGGUCAACGACAAAGAGUUCACGUUCAACGAAAAACCAGAACUUCCCCUUGGCAAGUGCAAGUACUUCUCCGUGUUUGGAGACGCCUUUAUCGCAUCUGUCAGCAUUUUCAAACCCAUAUGGCCGGAUCACUUUUACGUGACCUUGGCCAGUCAUAUCGCUGCGGGCUACCACUUCACAGUCGUAGGAACAGUCGCUCCAGAAGCAGACAAGUGCUCUGUAUGUGUGCUAGCUACACCAGAAAACCACGACCAGACGUUAAUCCAGGUGUCUGCAAUCUUCGAGCCAGAGAAAAAGCUUGUCCGUAACACGAAACAGGAAGGCGUGUGGCUAGAGGAACAAGUAGAUCCUGAGUGCCCGCUCGACAAGGGUCAACCAUUUACCCUUGAUGUGUUCAUUGGAGAAACAGACUUUUCAAUGUCUAUCAACGAUAAACCUCUGCCAGACUACAAGCACAAGGUCUUCUAUGGUCUCGCAAAGUGCAUAUGUAUUGAACGCAACAUUCAAGUGAAGUCCAUUCGAAUCUGCAGUAUCAGUCAUCCCAAGCACUGGAACAAUAAGCCGCCUAAUGUAAAGCAAGCUCAUCUACUCUUCUACAACCAUGAAGUACCAGCGUGUGCCCCAGUUACCUUGCAGACGGGACACUGUGUCUAUGUGCAGGCCACACCGCCGCCUCAUGGCAAAACGUUUAAAGUUGUGCUGUCGAAAGGUGAAGGUGAGGCCGCAGAGGCUGGUCUUGUCAUGGAGGGCAAUCCUGUCGAGAAGAAAGUGUACGUCUACGAUGGGUCUGCAGAGGCAAAGGGCGCAGGAUAUCCAGCCGAAAUUUCCGCGGGGCGGCUCUUCUCUUGCAGGAUUGAUGUGCUUGCAGAGGGAUACAAGGUGUGGGUGAACACCCUGGCGACGAACGCCAACGUGGACCCGUACGACGUGAAGCACCGCGUGCCCAUUGCAGAACUGACUCACCUUGGGGUGUACGGACAAGUGAAGAAAAUCAACGCUCUGUCUGCAGUUGAAGAAAUCUAAACAACACCAGGACUACAAAAUUACCAAGAGUAUAAAUAAACUAAGAUAUGUAAAGCCA
Molecule: messenger RNA, 2008 nt
Organism: Ornithodoros turicata
Lineage: Eukaryota; Metazoa; Arthropoda; Arachnida; Ixodida; Argasidae
Exons: 12
Coding region: 193-1950 (585 amino acids)
Molecular function (GO): carbohydrate binding
Source: RefSeq, a predicted model, not a curated record